Molecule: messenger RNA, 1818 nt
Organism: Rhodamnia argentea
Lineage: Eukaryota; Viridiplantae; Streptophyta; Magnoliopsida; Myrtales; Myrtaceae
Product: pectin acetylesterase 9
Exons: 13
Coding region: 533-1816 (427 amino acids)
Molecular function (GO): hydrolase activity
Source: RefSeq, a predicted model, not a curated record
GGAAACUCAGGAAAGGACAUAACUCUCACUUUCAGAAUCCGGCCACAGAACUCGUGCGUCCUGAUUGGCGCCCUCUCAUUCUGGCUCCAACUCACCGCCAAAUCUCUCUCCAUUCUUCCUUCUCUCUCUGAUCUCUGCCUCCCUCCAUCCAUUCCCGCCUCUCCAUUUCCCUCUCUCUUCCUCCUCCGUGUUUUCUCCGUUCCGUCAUCUCCUUCGACUUCAGAUCGAAGUUGACGCACUUUGUCGAGGAGCUCGCGGAAGCCGUUGCCGACGUCUCUCUCGUCCUCUGGCUCUUCAGCUUUCUUUUCGCCGGGAAGGAAACGAGCCCAAAUCCGCGUCGGAGACGGCUUUCAUUCUUCGCUGCUGUCAUCGUCGCCAGACGCCAUUACUGCUUCGGCUCCGAGUCAUGCUGUGAUCUCGCUUUCUUUGGAGAAGGGAUCAGUCAAAAAGCCUAGAAGAAGAUAACGACGCAUUGCUUGCCCGUUCGCUGUUCAAUACAUCUUCUCUCUCCCGUAUCAGCGCGCAUUUGGAUAUGAGGACGAGAACGGUGACAGCCAUAGCUCUCGUGGCGGCCCUACUGGGCGCCGCGCCAUGGUGCAUUUACUCGGCCUCGGAGAAUCGGCUUCUGGUGGGCAUGACUCUCGUCCGCAACGCCCCCGCCAUCGGAGCCUUUUGUUUGGAUGGGAGCUUGCCUGCUUAUCAUCUCCACAGAGGAUUCGGCGCCGGCGCGGACAACUGGCUAUUACAGUUCGAGGGAGGUGGGUGGUGCAAUGAUAUUCCAUCAUGCUUGGAGAGAGCCGAAACUCGUCGUGGAUCUACCCGUUACAUGAACAAAUUGGAGGUUUUUUCCGGAAUACUCAGCAACAAUGCCUCUCUUAAUCCGGACUUUUACAAUUGGAACCGUGUGAAGCUUAGGUAUUGCGAUGGAGCUUCCUUUGCUGGUGAUGCAAAGUUCGACAAUGGUACCUCAUUGCUAUAUUUCAGAGGGCAAAAAAUUUGGCGAGCAAUCAUCCUUGAUCUUAUGCCCAAAGGGUUGGGACGUGCGAGAAAGGCUUUGCUCUCAGGUUGCUCUGCUGGUGGUUUAGCAUCCUUCUUGCACUGUGAUAAUUUCGCAGAGUACUUACCACAGAAUGCUAGCGUGAAAUGCUUGAGUGAUGCAGGAUUCUUUCUUGACGAAAGGGACAUAAGUUUGAACCACACUAUGAGGUCCUUUUACGAUGAUCUUGUAUCUCUACAGGGUGUUGAAAAGAAUCUCGACAAGAACUGCACUAGCUCUCUCUUUUACCCAACUCUGUGCUUCUUCCCACAAUAUACCUUGAAGUACAUUAACACACCCUUUUUUAUCUUGAACUCGGCCUAUGAUGUCUACCAGUUCCAUCACAUAUUGGUCCCUCCUUCUGCUGAUGUACAUGGUCAUUGGAAUCGCUGCAAACUUAAUCCGGCUGCUUGCACUGAUAGCCAGUUAGAGAUAUUGCAAGGUUUCAGGAACGACAUGCUCGCCACAUUAAGAAUGUUCUACCAAUACUCAGGGAGAGGAGGCCUAUUCAUUAAUUCUUGUUUUGCCCACUGCCAGAGUGAGUUACAAGAAACGUGGCUUGCUGUUGACUCCCCAAAAGUAAAUAACAAGGCUAUAUCUGAAGCAGUCGGUGACUGGUACUACAGCAGAAGGAUAAGCAAGGAGAUCGACUGUCCAUAUCCCUGUGACGAGACGUGCCAUAACCUAAUCCCAGUCUCGGGUAACGAUCCUGCAAAUACGAAGUACUUUGGUAGCGUCAUGUUUGGAAUUGGACUAGCAUCUAUAUAUUUGUUUCCCUAAGA